Molecule: messenger RNA, 4088 nt
Organism: Chelmon rostratus (copperband butterflyfish)
Lineage: Eukaryota; Metazoa; Chordata; Actinopteri; Chaetodontiformes; Chaetodontidae
Gene: daam1a
Product: dishevelled associated activator of morphogenesis 1a
Exons: 27
Coding region: 427-3567 (1046 amino acids)
Biological process (GO): actin cytoskeleton organization
Cellular component (GO): stress fiber
Molecular function (GO): actin binding; small GTPase binding
Source: RefSeq, a predicted model, not a curated record
UUUCUCUCUACGUUCUGCCUGACGUGCGCAGAGAUGAUACACGAGGCAAAUGAAAGAGGAUUUGCACUUCUUCCUUUGACACCUGCAAGUUUCUGCCAGACUCCAAGGAAAUUUGUUUCUCUUGUGGAUUUUGUAUUUUAACCAGUCUCUUGCUGAACCCGCCUCUUGUGGAUUAUGACUGCAGACUCUGUUUGAACACUUUGAAUUCAACUCCAGCUGAAAGCUCCACAGGCUGAUUCAAGAUAGGUCUUGAGUGAUAAGCAGUUGUUCGAAUGACCGCAGACUCUGAGCUAUGGUGACGACAGAGUGAAUGAUCUCUGCUGCAGAUGUUCACCUGUCUGCUGCUGGAGCUGGAUAUGGCAUCUCACUGCGUCACAUAGAAGUGGAUCACAGAGUCCAUGCUCCUGGCGAGGUCCCGUUGUAACCAUGGUGUCCCGGGUGAAGCAGCCCCUGGGGCUUAGCCUGUCCUCUUUGUUUUCAUGCUGCUACAAAGGAAGUGACCAACCAGAGAUCAUCUACCGCCAUGAUGACAUUAACUCAUUGGCUGCACUGGAGCCCACCCAGCCCAUGCCCCCCCUUCAGGAGCUGGACUUCAUGUUCACUGAGCUGGUGGAUGAGCUGGACCUCACAGAGGAGCACAGAGCCGCCAUGUUUGCUUUGCCGGCAGAGAAGAAGUGGCAGAUCUACUGUAGUAAGAAAAUGGAGGCAGAGGAGACUAAAGGAGCGACCAGUUGGCCAGAGUAUUACAUUGACCAGCUCAGGUCCAUGGCUGCUAGGAAGACUCUGCUGGCACUGGAAGAUGAUGAAGAGCAGGGAAGACAUAAGAUCAUAGAUGAUCUAAAGACAGCACUGAGGACACAGCCAAUGAGGUUUGUGACGCGGUUCAUUGAGUUGGAUGGCCUGUCUUGUGUUCUGAAUUUCCUCAAGUCAAUGGACUAUGAGACCACCGAGUCUCAGAUCCACACCUCACUGAUUGGCUGCAUUAAAGCUCUGAUGAACAACUCCCAGGGCAGAGCUCAUGUCCUGGGUCACUGUGAGAGCAUCAACAUCAUCGCACAAAGCCUCACCACCGAAAACAUCAAAACCAAGGUUGCAGUGUUAGAGAUCCUGGGUGCAGUGUGUCUGGUGCCAGGAGGCCACAGGAAAGUCCUAGAGGCCAUGCUACACUUCCAGAACUUUGCCUCGGAGAGGACACGCUUCCAGACCCUGCUGUCAGACUUGGACAGAUCCACGGGCCGCUACAGAGAUGAAGUGAACCUGAAGACGGCCAUCAUGUCCUUCAUCAAUGCUGUGCUCAGUAAGGGAGCAGGAGAGACCAGUCUGGAGUUCCGUGUCCAUUUGCGCUAUGAGUUUCUGAUGUUGGGCAUUCAGCCGGUCAUUGACAAACUACACUCCCAUGACAAUACCACCCUGGACAGACAUCUGGACUUCUUUGAGAUGCUGAGGAAUGAAGAUGAGCUUGUGAUGUCCAAACGCUUCGAUGUGGUCCAUAUAGAAACUAAAAGUGCCAGCCAGAUGUUUGAGCUGAUCAAGAAGAAACUGAACCACACUGAGGCCUACCCUCACCUCCUGUCCACACUGCAGCACUGCCUCAUGAUGCCAUAUAAGCAGAGCGGUGCCACGCUGCAGUACUGGGUGCUGUUGGACCGGAUAGUUCAGCAGCUGGUUCUGCAGACGGACAAAGGUGAAAACCCUGACGUCGCACCGCUGGAGGAUUUCAACGUUAAAAACAUUGUACGCAUGCUCGUCAAGGAGGACGAGGUCAAACAGUGGAAAGAACAAGCUGAUAAGAUGAGAAAAGAGCAUCACAACCUACAGCAGCGGUUUGAGAAGAAAGAGAGGGAGUGUGAGGCCAAGAACAAGGAGAAGGAAGACAUGGUGGCGACGCUGAGCAAGAUGAAGGAAAAACUGGAGCGAGAGAGCAACGACCACAAGCGAGCCAAACUCCAAGUGGCAGAGCUGUCUGCUCGGCUGCAGCAGCUCAGCGCUACCUCCAGCGUUCCAGGAGGACCUCCUGUAAAUUCUGGUGGUUUAGUUCCUCCUGGUCCUGUCCCAUCCAUCCCUUGUCCUCCUCCUCCUCCCCCUCCACCACCUCCUCCAGGAGGCCCACCAGCUUUUGGCAUGGCUCCGUUUGCCCCACCUCCUCCUCCCGGAGCUCCACUAGGAGCUGCCCGGAAGAAGAAUAUUCCUCAACCAGCUAACCCACUGAAGUCAUUCAACUGGAGCAAACUUCCUGAGAACAAGAUUGAGGGAACCAUAUGGAAAGAGAUCGAUGAUCUUAAGGUGUUUAAAGUUUUGGAUCUGGAGGAGUUCCAGAAGACCUUCUCAGCUUACCAGAAGCCACAAAAGAGUGCUGACGAUGACCAAACUUUUGCCAAAAAAGUGAAGGAGCUGUCAGUAAUCGAUGGUCGCCGAGCACAGAACUGCAACAUUCUGCUCUCAAGGCUAAAGCUGACCAAUGAGGAGAUCAGCUAUGCCAUCAUGACCAUGGAUGAACAAGAAGACUUACCUAAAGACAUGCUGGAACAGCUUCUGAAGUUUGUCCCUGAGAAGAGUGACAUCGAGCUGUUAGAAGAACACAAGCAUGAGCUGGACCGUAUGGCCAAAGCAGAUCGUUUCCUGUUUGACAUGAGCAGCAUCAACCACUAUCACCAGAGACUCCAGUCCCUCUACUUCAAGAAGAAGUUUGCCGAAAGACUGGCUGAGGUCAAACCUCAGAUCAAAGCUCUGAGUCUCGCCUCCAGGGAGGUGCUACAGAGCGGGGGACUGCGGCAGCUCCUCGAGGUGGUUCUGGCCUUUGGGAACUACAUGAACAAAGGACAACGGGGAAAUGCCUACGGAUUUAAAGUGGCCAGUCUCAACAAGAUAGCUGACACCAAGUCAAGCAUGGACAAAAACGUCACUCUGCUCCACUACAUGAUCACUGUGCUGGAAAAGAAGUACCCUAAGGUGGUAGCUCUCAGUGAAGAGCUGCAAAAUGUGCCAGAAGCUAGUAAAGUCAAUAUGACAGAGUUGGAGAAGGACAUCGGCAAUCUGAGAUCUGGCCUAAAGAGUGUUGAGGCGGAGCUGAAGUACCAGCAGGCUUGGUCCUCUCGGGGUCCUGAGGAUAAGUUUGUCUCUGUGGUCAGUCAGUUCAUCACUGUGGCCUCCUUCAGCUUCUCUGAUGUAGAGGAGUCGCUCAGUGAGGCCAAAGAAGUGUUUGGAAAGGCGCUGAGACACUUUGGAGAAGAGCUGUCCAACCUGCAGCCCGAUGGGUUCUUUGGGAUCUUCGACACUUUCCUCACGGCCUUCUCAGAGGCCAAACAGGACAACGAGAACAUGGCCAGACGCAAGGAGGAAGAGGAGAGACGGGCGCUCAUGGAGGCACAGCUGAAGAAAGAAAGGGAGCUGAAGGCGAGGAAAGCACGUGAGGAAGAGGAGGCCGGUGAGUUUGAUGACUUGGUAUCUGCCCUGCGCUCUGGAGAGGUGUUUGACAAGGAUCUGUCCAAAAUGAACCGCAGGAAACAGCGGAAGCAUAACUUGGUGGACAGCAGCCGGGAGAGACCAGUCACAAAGCUGAACCAGUAACAGGCACUGCUGAGAUGCAUGAAUGUCCCAGUGUGGCAGGAUCAGAGUCAGCAUUUACGCUGAAAUCCACAUUCUGAUUCACAGGUUGCUAUUAAUCUUUGAAGCCAUUUGUCAUGACUUCACAACUGUUUUGCUAUUUAGAGAAAAUAAACUGCUUUGUUACCUCAUGACACGCACGGCUUUCAAAAUCACUGGUCUUCCAUCCCCUGAGAAGAGCCACCAUAGCAUGUGACUGUGGACACCCCCUCAACUUUCACUCCACUCUCUGGUUGGUUACCUGGCAACAUCACUGUGAUGACAAGCCUUCAGGAGGCUGCACACAGUGACUGACGACUGCCAAGAAAUAGUUCCAGCACAAAUUGUCAUUCUGACAGAUGAUAUUGACCUCCGUAUUCUCAUCCCACCCUCAGACAGAAGGCAAAAAGUGUAUUUCACAAACAAACUGCAGUUGACGAGACUUCACAAGCUCACGAGUUGCACUACUCUUGUUUUUAUGUAUUAAAAAAACGGCCUGCUUUUAA